UCUUCGUUCUCCUUCUAUAAAUACCCCUUUCUCUCCCUCUGCAACAGUGGAAGUGCGAGUGUACUCUCUCACACUAAACCUAGAACUCAAAUGAACGAGCUCCAAACCCAUGAAAACCCUAAUUUCUCUCUCUAAAAUCCUAGUGGACAUGAUACUCUGAUCCUCUAAAGAACACUAAUUCUAUCCUCAAAACCCUAGAGAGAUGGCUCCAGAGCCAUUUAACUGAACCCUAGCCAUGUCUUCACAGCAUACUGAACUCCCUGAAACCCCAGAUUCCGGCCAAGAGUCCGGCCAAAGUCGGAAAUCCGGUGAUUUUCCAGCAAGUAAAUUGAAUGCGGAGGCCCCAGCGUUUGUUCCUUCCAUGAAUUCCAGUCCAUUCUGGCAUGGCUCGAGCUCCAGGCAUUUAAUGCCUCAGGUCCAUCACAGGCAAGUCUUACCCUUUCAUCCUGUUCAUGCUCAUCAUGGCCAUUUCCCAUACUUUGGCUAUGGAGAUCAAGAGCAUGCUGGCAUGGCUACUGAUCCUGAUCCAAACCCUAGUAAGGAGGUUAUAUCUGAAGAACUUAGUAACAAGGUUGUUAAGCAGGUUGAAUACUAUUUCCGUGAUGCAAAUUUGGCAACUGGCGACCACUUGAUGAAAUUUGUGAAUAAAGAUUCUGGAGGGUUUGUCCCAAUAUCAGUUAUUGCAUCUUUCAAGAAGAUAAAAGCCCUUAUUAGCAAUCAUGCAAUGCUUGCCGAUGCUCUCCGGACCUCCAAAAAGCUUGUUGUGAGCGAAGAUGGAAAGAAAGUUAAACGCCUGCAUCCCCUAACUGAGUCAGAUAUCGAAGACUUGCAGUCACGUACAGUUGUUGUUGAAAAUUUGCCCGAGGAUCAUUCUCACCCAAACCUUGAGAAGAUAUUCUCUGUUGUUGGAAGUGUGAAGACAAUCCGUAUAUGCCAUCCUCAGGGUGCAAAUGGUACUGCUUCAUCGGCUGCUCGAUCUCCGAAAAUGGACAUGCUUGUUAGUAACAAGUUGCAUGCAUUUGUGGAGUACGAGACAGUUGAGCAAGCAGAGAAAGCGGUUGCAGAGCUGAAUGAUGAACGUAAUUGGAGGAGUGGACUUAGAGUGCGAUUACUGCUUAGACACACGGCCAAAUCCGAAAAGCCAGGACGAGCUAAAAGAGCAGAUGGGAAUGGGGAGGAGGAUGAAGCAUCGACAUCUGAGCUAUUGAGUGAGAAGCAUGUUGAUGAUCAGUCUCCAUCACCUGAAUUGUCCAACGACAGCAUUGGGGAUGAAGGAUCUCAUGAAAGGGAAGGUGGGGGGAGGAGAAGUAGGGGCCGAGGCAGAGGCAAGGCUCGUGCACGUGGCCAACACCCUAAUGGAUGGGGUACUACUAUGCACUCUGUGGGCACCCCUCCAACAUCAUCCAACAAUAACCACGCACUCACAAUGCCACCACCUGAGCCCAAGCACCCUCCUCCUGGUCCGCGGAUGCCUGAUGGAACAAGAGGCUUCACUAUGGGUCGAGGAAAGCCAAUGGAGAUUGCCACCCAAUGAAUGAUGCAUGCCUCUUGUAUUUGCACUCCUGCCUCUCUCUCUCUCUCUCUCUCUCUCUCUCUCUCUCUCUCUCUUUCUCUCUCCUCGUUUGUACGCCUCUCUGAUUCUCUCUCUUGUUUUUACACCAUGAUUCUCUCUCGUGUUUGCAUGCUGGCAUGAGUGUUUUGAUGGCAGGUUUUUUUGGAUAGAUUAGUUAGUUCCUAUACGCCUGCAUUUUCAGCUGAGAUGUAGGGAGGCAAAGUUCAGUUUGUGUCAAGUUGGUUAGUGAAGGUCUCUCAGGGCUGGCUUGUUCAUGGGGAAGAAGGUAAUAAUACUGUGUAAAUCUCUUUUCUUCUUCUUCACUUUCUAUAUUAAGUUUGUGUUAUAAUUAAACAUAGUAUUAUUCUACACAAAUCAAUCAAGAAAAUGUAUCACCUUGUAAGCUC
Amborella trichopoda is the source of this 1959-nucleotide messenger RNA. The record is from RefSeq and is a predicted model, not a curated record. NCBI's taxonomy places the organism in Eukaryota, Viridiplantae, Streptophyta, Magnoliopsida, Amborellales, Amborellaceae.